Molecule: messenger RNA, 1328 nt
Organism: Pleuronectes platessa (European plaice)
Lineage: Eukaryota; Metazoa; Chordata; Actinopteri; Pleuronectiformes; Pleuronectidae
Exons: 5
Coding region: 81-1013 (310 amino acids)
Molecular function (GO): protein binding
Source: RefSeq, a predicted model, not a curated record
AGCAGCAGGAGUUUAAGGAAGACAACCUCCACACUCAGAAUUAUAAGAUCUGGAAAAUACUGCUGGAAAAAAAAGAUCUGAUGUUUGCCUGCGAGAUGCAGAUUCUGCUGCGACUGGCUGUCCUGGUGGUGUUCCUUGUCGUAGCGGUGGCUCAGAUCCCCUCACCUCACUUCCUGUUCCAGAGACACAUGUCCUGGUCCAAAGCGCGGGAGUUUUGUCAGCUGCACUAUGUGGACCUGGCCGUGCUAAACACAGAGGAGCAGUACUUUGCUGUCCUCAAUGCCACCCUUGCAAGCAAAGUCAGCUUCUGGCUCGGUCUGCGGCGUCAGAGCAGCCUCAGCAACUGGACCUGGGUGAACGGGGAAGAGCUGAAGUACACACACUGGUAUAGGAGGAAUUACAGAAGCCUCUGUGCCAGUAUGGAGUCCAUGUUGGAUAAAGACAAGAAGAUGCUGGCUCGCUUCUGUGAUGAGCCGCACAUGUUUGUCUGUCAGGGUCCAGUUGCUCCACAGACAGUGAAGGCAGCAUCAGUGGGCAACGGUCAGUUGAAUCUCAGCUGGAACAUCUCUGCCUUUAUGCAGAUGACACCACACCGUUACAACGUGACCACGUGUACCAGCACAUGUGACACAGUCGUGCACUCUUACACCAAUGGCUCGGCCUUCAUGAGCGUCAACAUCUCCAGCCUGACUUCAGCCCCUGAGACCUUCAUCCAGGUCGCUGCUUUCGUUGUUCGGCCUGACGCUGUGACUGGUGGUGAAAGGAUCCUUCAAAGUGAUCCCACAACUUUACACUACGAAACGGCAGAUUCUACUAAGCAGCACAACGUGAUCCCUCUCAUUUUGAAGCUGCUCCAGAUCGUGUCCCUGGUUCCUCCGCUGUGGAUUCUUUAUCGUAUCAUCAAAAAAGGUUUUGAGCUGGAUCAUGACGUCUCAGAGGAGUUGAGAUCAGUGGAGAGUGUAAUUAUUGAUCUGAUCCCUGAGAAACCACAGGAACUGGCUGAAAAGGGCUAAACAUCAAUCACCUAAGGGAACGGCAACACAGAUCCAGAAAAAGUUGAAUAUAUAACUAAAAGGAAGGGAUGAGCUUUCCAACCUGGAAUAACAGGACCAAUGUUUGGAAGUUCUUGAGAACCUGACCAGUCACCACGUUAGUGAGGAUUAAAAUGAUCCGUGUAGUAGAUCAUUGUGGAGAUGGCUCAGUAGAGCACCUCACGCUGCUGUCUGCUCACCGCCGCCUGCUCCCAGUGCAUCGCCACGAUCUCCUCCACCAUUUGAGUCUGUGCAGCCAAUGACUGGAGCUGCUGCGGAGCCGUCAUUCGAUCGGAU